ACGUGAGAUAAAACCGUAAAACUUCCUUCUCUGUUGCCUUCCGUUGUCUUCACACAUUAACGUGGGCAGAAUGGCAGCCUCCGCUAUCUUCAUCCUGGACCUGAAAGGCAAGGUGCUUAUAUGCCGAAACUACAUGGGCAACAUUGACAUGAGUGAGAUUGACCACUUUAUGCCCAUCAUGAUGAAGAGAGAGGAAGAAGCAGAGCUAUCGCCGCUUGUGACGCAUGGCUCCACCCACUUUUUAUACAUUAAACACAGCAACCUCUACUUGGUAGCAAUGACCAAGAAGAAUACAAAUGCUGCCCUUGUGUAUUCCUUCCUGUACAAAAUAGUGGAGGUCUUCAAAGAGUAUUUUAAAUCCUUGGAGGAGGAGAGCAUACGAGACAACUUUGUGACUGUGUAUGAGUUAUUGGAUGAGGUCAUGGAUUUCGGGUUGCCUCAGACCACUGACAGCAAGAUCUUACUAGAGUAUAUCACCCAGCAAGGGCAUAAACUGGAGGUUGGGGCUCCUCGCCCACCGGCAACGGUUACCAAUGCAGUGUCCUGGAGGUCAGAGGGCAUCAAGUAUAGGAAAAAUGAAGUGUUCAUGGAUGUCAUUGAGUCUGUCAACUUACUGGUCAGUGCUACAGGCAGCGUCCUGCGCAGUGAGAUUCUGGGCUGCAUCAAACUGAAAGUGGUUCUCUCAGGCAUGCCUGAGCUGAGGCUGGGGCUCAAUGACAAAGUGCUCUUCGAGAUCACUGGCAGAGAGAAGAGUAAGUCAGUGGAGCUAGAGGACGUUAAGUUUCAUCAGUGUGUGCGUCUCUCUCGCUUUGAGAAUGACCGAACCAUCUCCUUCAUUCCCCCUGACGGAGAGAGUGAACUCAUGUCCUAUCGACUUAACACCACAGUGAAGCCCCUCAUAUGGAUCGAAAGCAUGAUUGAGAAGUUUUCUCAUAGCCGAGUAGAGAUCAAAGUUAAGGCCCGCAGUCAGUUUAAGAGCCGCUCCACAGCCAACAACGUAUCCAUCCUGGUGCCCGUGCCCAGUGACGCUGACUCACCCAGAUUUAAGACGAGCACUGGCCACGCCAAGUGGUUGCCUGAGAAGAGUGCUGUUGAGUGGGUCAUCAAGUCCUUCCCAGGAGGGAAGGAGUACAUGAUGAGGGCUCACUUUGGACUGCCGAGUGUGGAGAGUGAUGAACAAGAAGCAAAGAGGCCGAUUACUGUGAAUUUUGAAAUCCCUUAUUUCACUGUGUCUGGGAUUCAGGUCCGAUACCUAAAAAUCAUUGAGAAGAGUGGCUACCAGGCGUUACCAUGGGUACGAUACAUUACACAGAGUGGAGAUUAUCAGCUGAGGACAAACUGAUGGGAUUUGUUCAGAGCGAUGGCUGUUUGUGCAGACUGUCCUGGCCUUCUGUUCUCCUCAGAGCGAGAGAGAGAGCGAGAGCGAGAGCGAGAGAGAGAGAGAGAGACAGCUCUGUGCUGUUCUCAAACAUCACUGAACCGGUUACAGCCUCUCUCUCUUACACUUUAUCUAUGUUAGUGUGUGUGUGUGUGUGUGUGUGAGAAAGAGAAAAAGAGAGAGAGAAAGACAGUAAGUUUGCAUGUGCAUUAAAGGGUCCAUGUCCUGUGUUCGUUUUGUAUGUUAUUGUUUUCUCUUUGAGGUCCACUUAUAAAAUUUGUGUGGUUUUAUGUACCAAAAGCAGUCAGAAUUCAUUUUUAUAUGGCCAUU
Colossoma macropomum (tambaqui) is the source of this 1708-nucleotide messenger RNA. RefSeq names its product adaptor related protein complex 1 subunit mu 3 (gene ap1m3). NCBI's taxonomy places the organism in Eukaryota, Metazoa, Chordata, Actinopteri, Characiformes, Serrasalmidae. Gene Ontology annotation, biological process: vesicle-mediated transport; intracellular protein transport. Gene Ontology annotation, cellular component: clathrin adaptor complex; clathrin-coated vesicle. The transcript has 12 exons. The record is from RefSeq and is a predicted model, not a curated record. Gene Ontology annotation, molecular function: clathrin-cargo adaptor activity. Bases 71 to 1342 code for a protein of 423 amino acids.